CAACAUCCAUUUCUCUCUCCUUUUUUUUUUUUUUUCUCUGCUCAUUUUUGGGUAUUCUUCUUCUGGUUUUAUGUUGUUGUUACUAUUAUUAACUCGCAAUCAGCCAAAACACAAAUCCAUCUUUUUCAUAUUCACACUCUUUGACUAUUUCUAAUAGAUUCUCUUUAUAGUCACUUUGUUGGAUUUCAAAUGCAAAGUAGACCUCAUCAUCAUCCUCUAUAGCUAGAUUCUCUCAUAAGCAAUCCAUAAAACCCUCGAGCAUCCAGCAACUGUAGUGUUAUAUCCUCUGAAGAAUAUCAUAAUGCCAAGACCAAGAGUUUCAGAGUUGUCUCAGAGGCAAGCUCCAAGGCUGAGGACAUCCUCUUCUACUUCUGUCUCCAAUCAUCCCAACCGUCUCAUCACUACGGACCGGAGUUUUAAGCCUGGUGUUGUUGACCGUAGAUCUCCUAGAAGCGCUGGACCUCACAGUGAUCCUCUUCGACAGAAGAAACUUGGGGGACGAAUAUCCGAUCUAGAGUCGCAGUUAGUACAAGCGCAAGAGGAACUGAGAUUGCUCAAGGAGCAGUUGGCUAAUGCUGAAGCUGUCAAGAAACUAGCUCAAGAUGAGCUUCAUAUCAAGUCAAAGAAACCAAACCCGCUGGCUCGGGUGGAGGGGUCUGCAUCUGAUGAGGCCGCUGAGACCAUCGAUAGAGACGAAAUACCUGGUGAUGCCCAGAAAGAGACUGAUGUGUUUGAGGUUCCUGUUGAGAAGAUUGCGGUAGAGGAAGUAGAACCGAGAAGCGGAGAUGAAGAAGCUGAGAAGUUGGUUGCAAAGGAAGAUGAGAUCAAGAUGUUGAAAGCUAGACUCUAUGAUAUGGAGAAAGAACAUGAAUCACUAGGCAAAGAAAACGACAGCUUGAAGAGUCAAUUGAGCGAUUCAGCUUCAAAGAUGUCUAAUGUGAAAGCAGAUGAAGAUGAUAUGGCUUCAAAGGUGACUCGGAUUGGGGAAGAGUUAGAAGAAAGCAGAGCAAAGACGGCUCACCUGAAGGAGAAGCUCGAGUCCAUGGAAGAAGAAAAAGACGCAUUGGAGGCUGAGAUGAAGAAGCUUAGAGUUCAAACUGAGCAAUGGAGGAAAGCCGCGGAUGCUGCAGCUGCCGUUCUUUCUGGGUCAGCUGAGAAGUGUUUUGCAGGUGGGUUGUUUGAGACGACAGCUGCUGGGUUUAUUGAACCGCCAGGAAUGGUUGAUGAUUCUGAUGAUGGAUCUGGAAGUGGAAAGAGGAAGAGUUCUGGGAUGAAGAUGUUUGGUGAGUUGUGGAGGAAGAAAGGGCAGAAGUGAGAUGCAAAUGCGGUGGAGUGUGAUUCAAGAAAUUGUGUGCUCACCAUUUCUGUUUUUUUUUUUAUUAGGAUGCAUGUUGCUGAACUUAUCUGGAGAUUUUUGUAAGUUGGUCGGCUUCAUCAGAAGCUAACCUAACUAUCAAUCCAAAUCAAUUGCAGAUUCU
This is a messenger RNA of Camelina sativa (false flax), 1478 nucleotides long. Lineage: Eukaryota; Viridiplantae; Streptophyta; Magnoliopsida; Brassicales; Brassicaceae. The record is from RefSeq and is a predicted model, not a curated record.